This is a messenger RNA of Cuscuta campestris, 946 nucleotides long. The record is from the annotation of a GenBank genome assembly. Lineage: Eukaryota; Viridiplantae; Streptophyta; Magnoliopsida; Solanales; Convolvulaceae.
UCUCAACGCAUACUCCGUAUUGUUUUUUGUUUUCCUGGAAACUCCUCAUCAAGUUCAUCCUUGAAAUAAUUCCUGCAGCAUCCAAAGAGAUCGAAAAACAACAACAAUAAUAAUACAGUAUAUAAUUAUGAAAGGAGAUUCUAGCAACCCAUUGGCCUUAACAUCUCUCAACCACAUCUCUCUUAUCUGCAAAUCAGUGGAGGAAUCAAUAGAUUUCUAUCAAAACAUUCUGGGUUUUGUCCCCGUUAGGAGGCCCGGUUCUUUCAAUUUCGACGGGGCUUGGCUGUUUAGCUAUGGAAUCGGAAUACAUUUGCUUCAAUCCGAAGACCCAGAAAACUUGCCAAAUAAAAGUGAAAUCAAUCCCAAAGACAAUCACAUCUCCUUCCAGUGCGAGAGUAUAGACGCAGUGGAGAGGAAACUGAAAGACAUGGAAAUGAAGUUCCUGAGGCAAAGGGUGGAAGAAGGAGGGGUUUACGUGGAUCAGCUGUUCUUCCACGACCCCGACGGCUUCAUGAUUGAGAUCUGCAACUGCGACAAUCUCCCGGUGGUUCCGCUGGCCGGCGAUCUCAGGUCGUCGUGUUCCCGCCACAGUAUCCCCAACAUGCAAUCGCAGCAGACGCAGCAACACCGUCGUCACCACCACAUUCAUGUCUGAAUAAUUGAAUCCAAUCCCAACGAUAUAAUUAAUAAUCAAACGUAUGUAAUGUAUCAUACAAUUACGUUGUACUUGCAAUUAUUUAAUUACGUAAGAUCUAUCGGCAGGCUAGCUAGCUAGCUAGGCGGGCUUAGCUACCAUUUGUUUUUCUUCCUUUUCCUUUCCUCGCGUGUUAUGUUUCUCUGUGAGUUUGGCACCUGAAUUGUAAGGACGUACCUAACGUGUUUUAAUCUACUAGCCAUUCCUUACGUUUUAUGUAGAAAUUAAUAAGAGUAAAAAUAUUCUGUAUAU